This is a messenger RNA of Cavia porcellus (domestic guinea pig), 627 nucleotides long. RefSeq names its product DNA-directed RNA polymerase I subunit RPA43-like. The record is from RefSeq and is a predicted model, not a curated record. The transcript is spliced from 3 exons. Lineage: Eukaryota; Metazoa; Chordata; Mammalia; Rodentia; Caviidae. Bases 1 to 627 code for a protein of 208 amino acids.
AUGGCCCUGCUUCAUGGAUUAUUGGUGUGGGUAAGGCUGACUUCAUCAAUAAAAACGAGUCAGUUUGGAAACUUCCUGCAUCAAGGAAGAGAUAUUGGCUGUCUCGUACAUGGAUGUUUUAAUGCCUCCAUCCCAAAGCCUGAGCAGAUGUCUACUGAGCAGUGGCAUACUGUGGAGAUAAACGUGGGUGAUGAACUGGAAUUUGAAGUAUUUCGUUUAGACUCAGAUGCUGCUGGAGUGUUUUGCAUUCGAGGAAAACUAAAUAUCGCUAGUUUACAAUCUAAGUGCAUUGAAAUGUCAGAAGAAGUAGCAGAAACUGUCACAGAGGAAGCUGUUGAAAAAAUUUUGAAGAAGAAAAAGAAAAAAAAGAAAGCCCCAGAAACAGGUGAAGUGGAUGUUAGCAUCACAGAGCUCACAGAUUUAGUAGAUGUGACUCCAAAGGAAGAGGCAGACCUGCAGAUUAGUAAUCCUGUGAAUGAUCUCUGUGAAGAAGAGCCAAAGAAGAAAAAGAAGAAGAAGAAAAAACAGCAGGAGUAUCAGGAUCAGGACCCUGUUCUCCAAGGUAGUGACUCCAGUGGUUACCAAAGUGACCAUAAAAAGAAAAUAUCUACUUUUCGAACUUUUUAG